Molecule: messenger RNA, 642 nt
Organism: Procambarus clarkii (red swamp crayfish)
Lineage: Eukaryota; Metazoa; Arthropoda; Malacostraca; Decapoda; Cambaridae
Source: RefSeq, a predicted model, not a curated record
AUGGUCAUUCCUAAUUUUUUUUAUACAAGGACAUUCCCUCCUGCCCUCCGCGAGGCGCCCCCUGCCCUCCGCGAGGCGCCCCCUGCCCUCCGCGAGGCGCCCCCUGCCCUCCGCGAGGCGCCCCCUGCCCUCCGCGAGGCGCCCCCUGCCCUCCGCGAGGCGCCCCCUGCCCUCCGCGAGGCGCCCCCUGCCCUCCGCGAGGCGCCCCCUGCCCUCCGCGAGGCGCCCCCUGCCCUCCGCGAGGCGCCCCCUGCCCUCCGCGAGGCGCCCCCUGCCCUCCGCGAGGCGCCCCCUGCCCUCCGCGAGGCGCCCCCUGCCCUCCGCGAGGCGCCCCCUGCCCUCCGCGAGGCGCCCCCUGCCCUCCGCGAGGCGCCCCCUGCCCUCCGCGAGGCGCCCCCUGCCCUCCGCGAGGCGCCCCCUGCCCUCCGCGAGGCGCCCCCUGCCCUCCGCGAGGCGCCCCCUGCCCUCCGCGAGGCGCCCCCUGCCCUCCGCGAGGCGCCCCCUGCCCACCGCGAGGCGCCCCCUGCCCUCCGCGAGGCGCCCCCUGCCCUCCGCGAGGCGCCCCCUGCCCUCCGCGAGGCGCCCCCUGCCCUCCGCGAGGCGGCCCCCCCAGGAUUAACGACUGUCAGUAAACAAGUAUAG